AUGGCAUUCAUGAUGAACGCUGUUGGUCUUGCGUUAGGCUUCCUCAGUUUUCUUCAGGUUCAUAGUUUUUCUAUAGUCACAGAAAAUGGUGGUCAAAAUAUAACUCACUUUGACAUAAAUGAUAUUGAUGCUAAAAAUGUUGACGUUUUUAGACAACUUUUAAACCAGGAAACGAUCAUAAGAAUAGGAUUGGUGAAAAAUGUGCACUCACUGAUGAAGGACAUGAUCGACCUGAAACAAAGUAUGAAGACAUUGGAAACUUCACAGCAGAAAACAGAAGUCGAGGUGACAGCGUUAAAACAGGAAGUGAACGAACUGAAACGUGAAAACGAAAGACUUAAGCUUGAAAAUAGAAGGUACGAAGAAAUGUUCAGUUCCGUCAAAGAAAACUUCACUGAAAUGAAUCAACGUAUUCUUGAGUUUGAAGAACAAUUCGAAGAUAAGAGAGAGGUUUAUGAAAAAAACACAGGUUUAAUACUUGGGGACCUAAAAGUUGAAGUUCGCUAUCUGUCAGUUACUCUUCUUGACCUGAAUAAACACACUUUGGAACUAGACAAAAGUAUUCCUGCAUUGAUAGAGGAAAAGUAUGAUAUUUUAUCGACGAAAUUGAAUGGUUCCCUUGAAAUUUUGAACAACGAUUUACUUGCUUCUAGUGCAAAAAUUUCGACGUCUGUACUGAAUCUUGAAAACUCUCAGAAUACGACCAUAUCUUCGAUGUUUGAUGAUUUGAACAAAGCUAUUGCUGACCUAAAAACUGAUGCAAAAAAAUCACAUUACGAACAACUAAAACUUUCUUCUGUCGUGACGACUCUUGAGAUGUUCCGAAUGAAUACCACCAGAAAUAAAUGUGAUUUGCAGAAGAGUGUAUCUGUAGCCUUCACUGCUGGGGUCACCUAUAGCAGUACAACAUGGAGCGGUGGGACAUUGGUGUUCGAUAAAGUCAUCAACAACGUAGGAAAUGGGUAUAAUAUGUCCGAUGGAGUUUUUACUGCACCAACCGGAGGGAACUAUAUGUUCUAUGUCAGUAUCCAAAGUAAUAGUAACCGUCACAAUAUUUGGGUAGACAUUACGAUAAACGGAUCUAGUAAGGUACGAGCCAUAGCGGAAGUGUAUAAUGACAACGAUGGCUAUGAGACAGGUACAAACAUGGUGACAUUCCGACUGCAGCAGGGGGAUCGAGAUGACAUACGCAAGCGUGACAUAACAGAGGACAUGUUUCAAGCCUUAGUGGAUAAAUUGCAAGUCAUAACAGAUGAAAACCGAGAGCUUCGGAAGAAAGUCGAGAACCAUGAGUCUGUGAUUAGAAAGGAAAUAGAAAACAUGACAUCUAGGACUAGGAAGGAAUUUGAGAACCAGGAGUCUAGGAUUGGGGAGAAAUUAGAGAAUCAGAAAUGUCUUAAAAAUCAGACAGGAAUUAACGACAUACGUAAGAGAGUGGCGUUCACAGCUGGAGUGACAUCCAGUAGCAGCACGUGGAACAGUGGUACCUUAGUGUACAGCAAAGUCAUCAACAAAGUGGGAGGAGGAUAUAACCCGAGCACCGGAAUCUUCACCGCACCUGUGGAAGGAGACUACGUGUUCUACGUCAGUAUCCAAAGUUACUAUACAAACGAUAUAUACAUAGAUAUUGUGUUAAAUGGAUCUAGUAAGGUCCGAGCAGCGGCCUUCGCAUACAGCUCAGACGAACGUGAUGAGAUGGGUUCAAACCUUGCAACAUUACGACUACAGAAAGGGGACACAGUAUGGGUAAAAUAUACAGUAUGA
Molecule: messenger RNA, 1764 nt
Organism: Saccostrea cuccullata (small rock oyster)
Lineage: Eukaryota; Metazoa; Mollusca; Bivalvia; Ostreida; Ostreidae
Exons: 5
Coding region: 1-1764 (587 amino acids)
Molecular function (GO): protein binding
Source: RefSeq, a predicted model, not a curated record